AUGACGUUCAAAGACGACGAUGAGAGGGCCAUCAGGGCCGUCCGCCUCUUGGCACAACUUGGUAGCAUUACUCCUGGUCACCCUGAAAACUUCGAAACUCCAGGUGUUGAAGUAACGACCGGACCGCUUGGGCAGGGAAUUGCCAACGCCGUGGGCCUCGCUAUUGCCCAAGCACACACGGCAGCAGUUUUCGACCGUCCCGACUUUAGCAUUGUCGACAAUUUCACCUACUGCUUUCUCGGAGACGGCUGCCUACAAGAAGGCGUUGCCUCUGAGGCCUCUUCCCUCGCCGGGCACUUACAACUCGGUAACCUGAUUUGUAUCUAUGAUGACAACCGGAUCACUAUUGACGGAAACAUUAACUGCUCCUUCACCGAGGAUGUCGUUAAGCGUUAUGAGCGAUACGUUUGGCACGUGAUUGUGGUUGAAGACGGAAACACAGAUCUGGCCACGAUCGAGGCUGCCAUUCAACAGUGCAAGGAGGAGACGACAAGACCUUCUAUCAUCAAGUUGAGAACCACUAUUGGCUAUGGUUCCCUUGAAGAAGGCACUCAUGGCGGUUUCAAUGCUGAUGAGGCUUUCCACGUCCCAGAAGAGGUUUACAAAGCAUAUCAAAACCGGGCAGCAGAAGGCCUGGCUGCCAAACAAACCUGGGACAGCCUCCUGGCCAAGUACGCUGACCAAUUCCCCGAACUACACGCAGACCUGCAGAGAAGGCCUACUGAUACCUUGCUGCACGGUUGGGAGGCUGCCCUCCCUUCUUUUUCUCCUUCGGAUCCGGCGGUGGCAACCCGGAAGCUUUCCGAAACUGUCUUGUCCAAGAUACAUGCGAUUGUCCCCGAAUUGAUUGGAGGCUCGUCAGACUUGACACCGUCCAACCUCACGCGGUGGGCAUCCGCAGUUGACUUCCAAGCCCCGGGCUUGGAGGACGUUCCUGGUGAUUAUUCAGGACGCUAUCUCCGUUAUGGCGUACGGGAACACGCUAUGGGCGCCAUCAUGAACGGCCUUGCAGCUUACAGGACAGUCUUGCCGUAUAGCGGCACCUUUCUCAAUUUUUGUCUCUUAUGCUGCUGGUGCUGUCCGCCUGUCUGCCUUGUCGCGUCUUCGGGUCAUCUGGGUGGCUACUCACGAUUCUAUCGCGCUGGGACAAGAUGGACCUACACAUCAGCCCAUCGAGACAUUGGUGCACUUCCGUGCGAUGCCAAACUGCUCGGUCUGGCGACCUGCCGACGGAAACGAAACAAGUGCCGCUUAUCUUGUCUCGUUGAAAUCGAUGAGUACACCUAG
Messenger RNA from Fusarium keratoplasticum, 1287 nucleotides. RefSeq names its product Transketolase. Gene Ontology annotation, cellular component: cytosol. The record is from RefSeq and is a predicted model, not a curated record. Gene Ontology annotation, biological process: pentose-phosphate shunt. Gene Ontology annotation, molecular function: transketolase activity. Lineage: Eukaryota; Fungi; Ascomycota; Sordariomycetes; Hypocreales; Nectriaceae. Bases 1 to 1287 code for a protein of 428 amino acids. The transcript has 3 exons.